Messenger RNA from Hemiscyllium ocellatum (epaulette shark), 4734 nucleotides. It is a transcript of the gene piwil1, whose product is annotated as piwi-like RNA-mediated gene silencing 1. Gene Ontology annotation, molecular function: piRNA binding; protein binding. The transcript has 20 exons. Gene Ontology annotation, biological process: regulatory ncRNA-mediated gene silencing. Gene Ontology annotation, cellular component: P granule. The record is from RefSeq and is a predicted model, not a curated record. The coding region runs from base 30 to 2612 and encodes 860 amino acids. Lineage: Eukaryota; Metazoa; Chordata; Chondrichthyes; Orectolobiformes; Hemiscylliidae.
AAAAUCUGUAGGACAUUGAAUUGACAAAAAUGAGUGGAAGAGCACGUUCUCGGGCCCGAGGGCGGGCUCGUGUCCCUGAAGCAAGCGCCCAGCCUGUUGCUCCAAGGCUAGCACCUGCUCCAGAACCAGCUCCAACAAGACCUGUCAGUACAGGAGAAUCCGAAUUGCUUGGUCGUGGUCGACAGAGAGGGCCCUCUGGAGCAAUGGGACGUAAAGAUGUUGUUGAGGUGGUAUCUGCUGGAUUUAAAGAGAUGUCAUUGGCAGAAAGAGGUGGACGUCGGCGAGACUUCCAUGAUUUUGGAGUGAACACAAGGAAAGCAAUGGAGCAUGUCAAAGAGUCCAAAACUGGUGUUUCUGGGAGUCUAAUACGACUGAUAACAAACUAUAUUCGCCUAAGCUCUCGCCCGCAAUGGGCUCUGUAUCAGUACCACGUGGAUUAUAAUCCUCAAAUGGAAUCAAGGCGUUUGCGAACAGUACUAUUGUUUAUGCAUGACAAAAUUCUUGGUACAACUCGUGUAUUUGAUGGUUCAAUCUUAUUCCUGCCUAAAAAACUGGAAAAGAAAGUCACUGAACUAAUGAGCCAGACACGUGAUGGCCAGAGUGUGAAGGUAACAGUUACUUUGACCAAUGAAUUGCCUCCAACAUCUCCAACAUGCCUUCAGUUUUACAAUAUUGUGUUCAGGAGGCUUUUAAAGAUGAUGUCCUUGCAGCAAAUUGGCCGAAAUUAUUACAACCCUCAGGAUCCCAUUAUGAUUCCACAACACCGAAUCAUGGUUUGGCCAGGAUACACCACUUCAAUUCUGCAGUACGAGAACAGUGUCAUGUUAUGUGCAGAUGUCAGUCACAAGAUUCUGCGUAGCGAAACUGUACUUGAUGUAAUGUAUCAAUUAUAUGAGCAGUUUGGUGAACACCGGUUUCAGGAGGCCUGCUCAAAGGAGCUAAUCGGAGUCAUAGUUCUUACCAGAUACAACAACAAGACUUACCGAAUUGAUGACAUUGAUUGGGUUCAGAAUCCACGAAACACCUUUAAAAAAGCAGAUGGAUCUCAAAUCAGCUACAUAGAAUAUUACAAGAAGCAAUAUAGUACAGACAUUACUGAUUUGAACCAGCCAGUGCUUGUCAGUCAGCCCAAAAGACAAGGACCUGGAGGUACUACUAUAGGACCCAUCUGCCUCAUUCCAGAGCUCUGCUAUCUUACAGGAAUGACUGACAAAAUACGUUCCGAUUUCAGUGUUAUGAGAGACCUGUCUGUACAUACAAGAUUAACACCAAAACAAAGAGAACAGCGGUUAUGCCGUUUCAUGGACUACAUUCAAAAGGAUGAUAAUGUCCAGAAGGAACUCUCUGAUUGGGGUCUCCAGUUUGAUACUGAGUUGCACUCGUUGUCUGGUCGAGUUGUGCCUUCAGAGAAGAUCCACCAAGGUGGAAAAAUGUUUGACUAUAAUCCUCAAGCAGCAGAGUGGUCCAGAGAAACCAGAGGUGCAUACCUGAUUAAUCCUAUUCCACUGGAAAAUUGGGUGCUGAUUUUUACCCGAAGAAAUGUUGAUGUAGCUAGGAGCCUUUUCCAAACUCUAGGCAAAGUAGUAAAUGCAAUGGGCAUUAGAAUGGAAAAGCCAUUAAUGAUUGAGGUAGAAGAUCGCAGUGAGGCAUUUUUGAAGGCUUUGCAGUCUAAUGUUACUCAGUCCACAAGAAUUGUUGUUUGUGUCCUUCCUUCUAAUCGCAAAGACAAAUAUGAUACCAUCAAGAAAUACUUGUGCGUUGAAUGCCCAACCCCAAGUCAGUGUGUAGUUGCUCGCACCUUAAGUAAGCCACAAGCAUUGAUGGCUAUUGCAACAAAAAUUGCAUUACAAAUAAACUGUAAAAUGGGUGGUGAACUGUGGAGUGUCGAGAUACCACUCAAACAGCUCAUGGUGGUUGGCAUAGAUUGUUACCAUGAUAAUGCUGCUGGGAGGAAGUCCAUUGCAGGAUUUGUAGCCAGUAUUAAUCAGUCAAUAACAAGGUGGUUUUCUCGCUGCAUCUUGCAAGAGCGUGGACAAGAACUUGUAGAUGGAUUAAAAGUUUGUUUGCAAGCUGCUUUGAAAACAUGGCAUGCUCACAAUAAGUGCUUGCCUGGUCGUAUCAUUGUGUACCGUGAUGGAGUUGGUGAUGGACAGCUGAACACUGUCGUAAAUUAUGAGGUUCCACAGCUGCUAGAUUGUUUGAAAUACCUGACUGAUUACAAUCCAAAGCUGUCAGUAAUUGUUGUAAAGAAGCGUGUUAAUGCAAGGUUUUUUUCACAAGCUGGUGGAAGAUUACAGAACCCACCUCCUGGCACUGUCAUUGACACAGAUGUCACACGACCAGAAUGGUAUGACUUCUAUAUAGUCAGUCAGUCAGUGAAGGUUGGUACAGUUACACCGACACACUACAAUGUAGUAUAUGACAGCAGCAACCUGAAACCAGAUUACAUGCAGCGACUAACCUACAAGCUGUGCCACAUGUAUUACAAUUGGCCGGGUGUUAUUCGUGUGCCUGCCCCCUGCCAGUAUGCCCACAAACUUGCAUUCUUAGUGGGACAAAGUAUUCAUCGGGAACCCAGUCUGGCAUUGGCAGACCGCCUUUACUACCUGUGAAUAUAAAAACCAUCACGUUUCCUGUCACGAUUACUACUUCUAAAAAAAAAACUGUAUAAAAUGAAGCAUUUUCCAAACAUGUAUUUUCUAGACCAAGAAAACAUUUAGAUGUCUGGGUAGUUGUGUGAAUGGAGAACAGCACCUAUUGUAAUCAUUCCAACUGGAUAUUACUUUGUUUGCACACAGUCUCUUGCAGUUUUCAAAACACCUGAUGUUUUCUGCAUCCGCAAGCCAAGGCAAGAGUUCCUCAGGUGUCAAAAAUUCAAAAUGCAUGACAUGCCUUCUCCUCUUCCCAAUGCUUUGUACCAAAUCCUUGAACAAGGUAAGUUUUCUGAAUUAGGGCAACCAGUAGAAUUACAGAUGUUAUUGAGCCCCAGGUUUAUUGUGCUCAUGAUAGUAAAAUGGAAUCCAUCCAUUUUGACCCAUUUUCUUGUCAUCCCACACUCUAAGUUGACUCUUCUCUGAUCCUGUCAGACCUGUUGAAUUGCUGUACCAUUUUGUUUUAGUGCUGUGAUUCCAGGCUGACUUGAACUUUUCCCUUAAUUCCCUUUCCCUGUUUCCUUUUUAUGCACAAUCCCUGUGUUCCAUAUCCAAGUAAUCGUAGAAUUUUAUAGCAUUGGAAAGCAGUCAUUUGAUCUGCUUUUAUUCCUGCUGUCUGGAUGUUUAAAUCUUUAUCAAAGCAAAGUGCUGUGGAUGCUAGAGAUCUGAAAUCAAGACAAGAUGCUGGAGAAACUCAGCAGAUUUGGCAGUAUCUAUGGAGAGAGAAAAGGCAUUAACUUGGACUCCUUUAGGGCACCCUAUCAUUUUGUCCCAUUUCCUUGCCCUUCCCCAAAACCUGUAAUAUUUUCAAACUUUUGUUCAUUUUUCUUUUUAAAUGUUGUGGAUUUUGCUUACAUCACUCUUGGGAGAGAAAUUCCAAACACAAUAUGCUGUAUUUGUGAAUCUCUUCAUACCUAUGGUCCUGCAUUCUGUUUUUCAACAUGCACUGGAUGUGGGAAUACCUGGUAAACCACCUUGAACUGCUACAGUUUGUGUGGUGCACACAGUUCUAUUCGAUAAGGAGUUCCAGGAUUCUCAGACUCAUCUUCAGACUUUCUUUAAAACAGUGUUGAGUAAUUAAUGUGGCUUAACUAAAGUCUGGUGCAAAUUCAAUAUUUAAAGUCAACCAUAUAUCACCCCAACAUAUAGGAUUACAGAAUCUUUGUUUUAUAUCAGCAUUCCAGUUUAAAGAUUUGUUCAUCCACACGUUUAGCUCACUGCUGUUAACCAUCUUGCUGUUUUGGGUAAACAAUAGGCUCCCACAAAGUGUAUAUGAUCCUUCAAUGCUUUUCAGUACAUUACACAAACAUCACUGCUGCUCUAGUUUUCACACCUAUAAUUAUCCUUUGUGUGAUCCUGGAUGGUCAGUAUCUAUGAAAUGUUUGAUCAUGAAGCAGGUGCAGCUGAGCCUGGUCCUGCCCUCCCCUGACCACUUUUUGUAUGUCAAGAGCAGGAGUCACCAAAUAAGUUGAGAACGCCAGGAAAAUGUCACCGCCACCCCAUGCUCUAGUUGGUUGUGUGCCCUUGCUGAAAUCGGUCACUUUAACACAGACUUCUGCAGUCUAAUCUGGACUGUAAACUGCCAUGUCUUUCCCUGAUCAGCCACUUACGGCAGUUUUGCAUUCCAGUUUCAGGGUUAAUUUUGGAUCAGGUUUAAAGCGUAAUGUCUUUGCAUAAUGGAGUGUCAGUACAAAUAUCAUUUUUCCCCAUCCUCUAGGUUGGUUUCUUUAGGUGAGUGCAGUAGUUUAUUCAAAUUUGAGCCAAGAUGAGGGUGGGGAUAAUAUCCAUUUAUCUCACCUGAUGCCACUCCAUAUGCCAUGAAGUGAUGUAUAAAUGCUGCCUAGUGAUGGUCUCUAAUCAAUGGGAAGACCACUUGCCUGGCAUUAUGGGCAAGGGUCCUUACUCUCUUCCCCUACCCCCCCCCCCCCCCCCCAUAAUAGUAAUUGGAUCCCAGAUUUUUUUUAAAAAAUCAAAUACUGUUUUUAAGCGCAGUUUGCCAAGUUGAAGCUAUGUCAGGAUUGCUUUGACGUUUUGCAAACUAUUACAAUAAGCUGAAUUUACUGUAUUAACAAGUAUCUUGUCC